AUGAGUGGUAACAGGGAAUCGACGUCGAAUAGCAUCAAGUUUGCGCCAAUGCCGAUGUCGGCAUUGAUGGCCAACUUGAUGCCUCUACAGAAUUCAGCAGACAGCCGCGAUACAAGCUUUUCCUCCGCUGACGAAAGUGAUAACUCAUUCGGUGAAACAGUGCCCAAAAGGCCAUCACCUAAGACGAAAAUAAACAAAGAGUUUUUCACUCCAACAGUUAAAUCCCUACCCAAAGACAUUAAGGCAUUUGCUUCGGAGAAAAAAUUUGCCCAUAAUGACCAGGACAAAGAGAAUUCUAGUGAUAACUGGCUGGUAAAUCAGACAUAUCCCGCGAAAGAUAAAAUCAUACAAAGUGUCAAUAAAAAUAUAGAUUCUAAUGUUUACCCAACUUCAGAACAUAAGAAACGCAAUGUACUUAUGCCACAAAAUAAUAUUAAUAUGAAAUCACAAAAUUCAUCUACAAAAAAAACUCCAGAGGCUGUCAAACUACCAGGUAGUGCCCAAAAAUUGAAGUCGGCCACUCCUAAGAUAAAAUCAGGUAUUAGAAGGUUUACACCAAGCUCAGUAAAGCAAAGUCAUAAGAAAACCCCUCAGAAGGCCAUAUUACAGAACAGGGAUAGGGUACGUUGUGAGCUAUUUACACAAAGUCAACAAAAGGAUAAGCCUCCUGCGCCUCCAGCUCCACGGCCCGAACCAAUGGUACAAGUUCCUGUACCUGAAACACCAUUGAACAAGAAGCCAAUGCCUGCAUCGUACGCAGCCACACCCUCAUAUCCGCAGGGACCUAUCAGUAACAACAAUUCAAAAGUUCUAUUUAAAACAACCAGCAUAAAGGAUAAGAAAUAUAUGUUUAUAAAAAAGUUAGGUGUGGGAGGGUCCAGUGAAGUGUAUAAGGUAUUAGAAGUAGGUACAUCAUGCGAAUACGCUGUGAAGUGCGUUUAUCUGGCCACCGAUCAGGACUUGGCGCAGGGCUACAUCAACGAGGUGCGGCUACUGCGUGAAUUGCAGAACUCGGACCGUGUUAUUCGGCUCUUUGAUUAUGAGUACGACCGCACGAACCAGUUCCUCCGCAUGGUGUUGGAAGUGGGAGAGACAGAUCUGUCGUCGUUCCUGAAGGCGCGAGGUGCCGGCCUACCUCCAGCGCUCGUACUGCAUUACUGGGAGGAGAUGUUGCACGCGGUCAACUAUAUACAUGAAAAUGGUGUAAUCCACGCGGACUUGAAACCGGCAAAUUUCCUCUUGGUGUGCGGUCGGCUGAAGUUGAUAGACUUCGGCAUCGCGUCGGCGAUCAGCAGCGACGCGACGUCAGUGGUGCGGGCGCAGGCCACCGGCACCUACUCGUACAUCAGCCCCGAGGCGCUCAUGGGCGGCGCGGGCGGCUAUGGCGUCGCUGGCAGCGAUGGAAGUGCACCUAUUAAGAUUUCAUUUCGUUCGGACGUGUGGUCUUUGGGCUGUAUCCUGUACAGCAUGGUAUACGGACGCACGCCCUUCGGUCACAUUCCAAACCUCGCCAAGCUGGCCGCCAUACUCGACCCCAAUCAUCACAUCGAUUACCCGCCCGUUGAGCACCUCCCGGCCUCGCUGCUGGCGGCGCUGAAGUGGUGCCUGACGUACAACGCGCGAGCUCGGCCCGCGGUCCGCGAGCUGCUCGCCAUCCCCUACCUGCAGCCGCCGCGUGCUGCGCUGCCGCAAGCGCUGCUCGACAAGCUGCAGCCGCUCGUCUCGCAGCAGGAGUUCCGCUUGCUACAGAGAGCGCAAAUCUAA
Molecule: messenger RNA, 1764 nt
Organism: Arctia plantaginis
Lineage: Eukaryota; Metazoa; Arthropoda; Insecta; Lepidoptera; Erebidae
Source: the annotation of a GenBank genome assembly